Molecule: messenger RNA, 1352 nt
Organism: Prunus mume (Japanese apricot)
Lineage: Eukaryota; Viridiplantae; Streptophyta; Magnoliopsida; Rosales; Rosaceae
Source: RefSeq, a predicted model, not a curated record
CAACACAUGUGCGGCUCUGUUCUGCAUAGUACUAGGAUGAUCUUUGCCUUUAUUUAAACACACAACACAUUCUUUUCUUAGCACUAACUCUGAAGAUGCUAAAUCCCUUGCAAGUAUUGCAAGAGCUAAAUGAAAGCUCCUCCUUUUUGCAACCUUUGGCCUUCACACUGCUGGCCAUUUUCCUCGUCCUCCUAUACACAUGGUACUCUUCGACUAAAACCACCACCCAAAAGUCAUCACCACCACCUUCUCCACCAAAGCUCCCUAUCAUUGGGAACCUUCACCAGCUAAGCUCGUACCCUCAUCGCUCAAUUCAAGCCUUGUCCCAACGCCAUGGCCCUCUCAUGCUUCUCCACUUUGGAAGUGUCCCGGUGCUUGUUGUCUCUUCAGCUGAGGCAGCCCGGGAGACCUUGAAAACUCAUGACCUCGCAUUUUCUGGUCGACCCAAGUCCACCAUCUUUGAGAAGCUUCUCUACAACUACAAAGAUGUCUCAACCGCGCCAUAUGGUGAUUAUUGGAGGCAGGUGAGAAGUAUAUGUGUGUCAAAUCUUUUGAGCAACACAAGGGUUCGGUCUUUUCGUUCUGUGAGGGAAGAGGAAACCAAAUCCAUGAUCAGAAACAUAAAUGAUUCAUCAUCAUCAUCAUCAACCUCAUCAUCUGUUUUGAAUUUAAGCGAAAUGUUUGUGAGGUUUACUAAUGAUGUGGUGUGUAGAGUGGCUUUAGGGAGGAAGUAUAGUGAUGGCGAAGGCGGGGAAAGUGGGAGGAUGUUUCAGAAGCUUUUAUGGGAGUUCACUGACUUACUGGGAACUGUUAAUAUUGGGGACUAUAUCCCAUGGCUUUCUUGGUUGAGCCAUAUCAAUGGUUUGGGAGCCAAGUUAGACAAGGUGGCUAAGCAGUUGGAUGACGUUAUAGAUACAGCAGUUCAAGAGCAUAUGAACCGUAGUUCAAAGAGUGGAGAUGAUGACCAAAAGGACUUUUUGGACGUUUUGCUUUCAAUUCAGAAAGAAAACGUGGCAGGCAUUCCUAUUGAUAGAGUUAGUAUAAAGGGUAUCAUCUUGGACAUGUUUGCUGCUGGCAGUGAUACCACAUAUACUGCCUUAGAGUGGACAAUGACUGAGCUUUUAAGGCAUCCAAGGGUCAUGAACAAAUUGCAGAAUGAGGUAAGGGGAAUAGUCGGAAACAAAUUUGCCAUGGCUGUUAAUGAAAUUGCCUUAGCAAACAUCGUGCACAAGUUCGACUGGGCAUUGCCCGGUGAAGCAAGUGGGGAGGAUUUAGACAUGACAGAAACCAUUGGCUUAACCCCACAUAGAAAAUAUCCUCUGAAGGCUGUUGCUUUUCCACACUCAAGUUGA